AUGGCGUUCCCGUUCCCCUCCCUUGGCGGCUUCCUCGCGCGCCGCCCGCUGCUCGUGUACGCGGCCACGUGGACGGCGGUGGCGGUCACGGCCGUGGCCGUGGCGGCGUUCGCGCCGGAGCUCGCCUUCGUCUGGGCGGUCGGGCCCGGGACGCCGCUGUCCAGGGCGUGCCAGGGCGGCGACGGGUUCAGCGUCGGCCUGCCGCUCGACGGGCCGCCAUGGGACGUCGUCUGCGUGCCCGCCGGCAUGUUCGGCCGGGCCAAGCCCGACGUCGUCGUCCCGCUCGUCUUCGCCGUCGUCGUCGUCACUGGAGCAGUCUGGUUCACCACGGCCGUCGGGGUGUGGGAGGAUGAUGAUGAUCACGACGAGGAGCCAGCGUCGCCGGCUUCUGUGGAGCAUGUGUAG
Messenger RNA from Setaria italica (foxtail millet), 405 nucleotides. RefSeq lists its product as uncharacterized. The transcript has a single exon. The record is from RefSeq and is a predicted model, not a curated record. Bases 1 to 405 code for a protein of 134 amino acids. NCBI's taxonomy places the organism in Eukaryota, Viridiplantae, Streptophyta, Magnoliopsida, Poales, Poaceae.